This is a messenger RNA of Neospora caninum, 1683 nucleotides long. RefSeq lists its product as hypothetical. NCBI's taxonomy places the organism in Eukaryota, Apicomplexa, Conoidasida, Eucoccidiorida, Sarcocystidae. The transcript has a single exon. The record is from RefSeq and is a predicted model, not a curated record. Bases 1 to 1683 code for a protein of 560 amino acids.
AUGGGCUCGGCUUCGCCGCGCCACUCACCCUCUGGGAGGGAAUCGUUCACUCCCGACGUCUCUCCUCCGUGCGAACAAGAGGCUGAGGAUCCACCUGUCUCCUCGCAGCACGUAGACGGGCGGCAGCCUGCCUCUGUCCCUCAGGCUUCCUCUCCCUCUCCCCACACGUCGUUUCCUUCCUCUUUUUCAGUUUCUCCUGCUUCUCCUUCGGUCUCUUCCUCAUCUCUGCCUUUCUCUUCGUCGUCAACGACGUCCGAGACUCGGUUUGUUCCUCCGUCGCCUCUCUCUUCCUCUUCGCUGUCUUGUCCCUGUGCAUAUCCACUCCCGUCCUCUUCCUCCUCUUUUUCCUCUUCUUGUCCGCCUCCUGUCUGCGCGUCCUCUUCUGCUCUUCCUUCCUCGUUCUCCGCUUCUGCAUCGUCUUCUGUCUCGUCUUCUCUCUCUUCAUCUGUGCUUUUGUCCUCGCUCUCUUCUCCCUCGUCCUUCUUUCCUUCUUCCUUCUCCUCUCCGUCUUCGCUCGUCUCCCGUCCGGGGCGCCCCUCCCGGGGAGCGCCUUCAGAGUUGGGCGUGGACAUCCUUCUGGCCGGGGAUUCGCCGAGCGACAGCAGCACUGCCGACGAGAGCGAUGUGGCGUCGACGGCGCCUUCGGUCUCCCUUCUUCAGAACUCGAAUGCGUCGCCUUCUUCUGCGGUCUCUUCUCACUUUCUCUCUUCUCCGCGGACAGCCUCCAGUCCCCCCACUGUGGGGAGUCGAUCCCUAGAGGGCUCUCUGUACAACCAAACUCUGUCGGAGAGAGGUGAGGCCAGCGAGCGAGAGCGCGACGGCGGAGACAGAGGCUGCGAAGGAAGAGACGAGGAGCGAACCGAGCGACGAGGCAGGAAAGAGGGAAGACGCGGCAGGUCCACCUCGUCUUUCUUCCUCUCGCCUUCCUUCCAGGCCACCCACGCGUACCGCACGGGCUUCGGCAGGAGUGCGACAUCGACUUGCUGGAGAGAGCGAGGCGAAGGACGCGACUGCAGCGCUAACUCUUCCCUCCCUUCUUCAACGUUUCUUCGCGGCAUCCUGACCCCGCCGCCGCUUCGAUCCUCGGUUCGCGGCGAAAGCGACGCGAUUCGCCUCCUCCCUCGCUUUCCGUCUUCGUCGUCCUCGCCCUGUCGGUCCCCCGCCCCCUUUUCCCCGCCUUCCCACCUUUCUUCUCCCGCGCACGCGCCCGAGGAGUCCAGCGCCGAGGCGAGGCCUGCGGAGCGGAGGAGUAGGUGCGACCGGAUCGGGAGACGCAACCGACGCGAGGAAGAACGGAGGAGACACGGGGACUCUGGCCGCGACUCGCCCUCGGACGAAUCUUCGCCUGACGACGCGACUUCUCUCUCGUCGAGUGCACCCUCUGCCCCGCGAGAGGCCGAUGCGGGAGGCGAGGAAAACGAAGAAGCGUCAGAGGAACAAUAUGGGGAGAGAACGAGCAAAGGCAGACAACGAAGACCCGAAGAGGGCGAAAAGCACGGAGACCGAGAGAGCGAGAGCAAUCGGAGACAGAGACACAGUGAGGGGCAAGACGAAGGCGAGGACUCCGACAGACGAGGGACACACGGCGCCGGACUCUCGAGCCAAGACGCGGGGCAGAAGGAAUUGAACUCGAAGGAAAGACAAGGUCACUGCAGACUGGAGAAGAAGGACAGAAAUAACUAG